Molecule: messenger RNA, 2460 nt
Organism: Schizosaccharomyces osmophilus
Lineage: Eukaryota; Fungi; Ascomycota; Schizosaccharomycetes; Schizosaccharomycetales; Schizosaccharomycetaceae
Gene: pob1
Product: Boi family protein
Exons: 2
Coding region: 1-2460 (819 amino acids)
Biological process (GO): receptor recycling; endosome organization; retrograde transport, endosome to Golgi
Cellular component (GO): recycling endosome; early endosome; trans-Golgi network
Molecular function (GO): protein binding
Source: RefSeq, a predicted model, not a curated record
AUGGCGUCUGAACGGUUUGUAGUUGCUUUGCAUUCGUUCCCUGGGAAAAGCAGUGACGAACUGCCAUUAAUUGAAGGGAAUAAGUACCUGCUCAUAAAAAUGGACGAAGAAUUUGGCGACGGAUGGUGGGAGGCAGAAGACCAGGAUGGAAAUCGAGGUAUUUUUCCUGCCUCACAUGUCGAAUUGUUGUCCAACGAGGUUCCUAAUCAUGAAAAUGCUCGUAACGAAAAGGCAGACGUGUCAAUUUCUACUACCGAACUUACCGAGACUUCCAGCUCCCGUUCAAACUUAACAGACUUGGAGGAACCCAUCACCAAGCUAGACUCUCAUGUUAGCUCUCCUCGCCCAGAUACUGAUGGAAUGCCAAAACCAGAAAGCAUCUCCCCAAACCAUCCUAAUGAUCGUCUGCUUUCUCCUUCCUUAGAUAAACGAGAAUCAUCCGAUCUUGAAAAAGACUCUCUUGACAAUCACCGUAAUUCACACCCUAGUGCACAACAAAAGUGGAAUGAUAAUUCCUCUCUUUCUAAUUCACCUGACCUAGACAAAUCAUCUUCUAAUAAUGAUCCUAUGCGCAAGACUAUUGAUGAUAUUGAAAGCGCACUCCAAAACUUAUCGACCGCUGAAGCCGAUGAGCAUAGCACCUCCCCACUACCAAUUUUAAAUUAUCGAUCACCAUCUUCUCUUGGUCUUACUGAAAAAGUUCAAAAUCUCCCUCACUGGUCUACAGCAGAGGUCAUAGAUUGGUUAAAAAAUGCCGGCCUUGGAUCUGUAGCUCCUAAUUUUGUGGAGAAUGAAAUCAAUGGUGAGAUAUUGCUUAAUACGGAUUCUAGUGUUUUGAAGGAAUUAAAUAUAACAUCUUAUGGAAAAAGAUUUGAAGUUUUACGUAAAAUCCAGCAACUCAAAGACACCUAUCAGCAAACACUUUCUGAAAGUUACCCAGAGUUUCCUGGCAACUACUCUGAAUCGCCUAGUCCGGAUAUAAUGUCUCCGAGGGCAGACUUUGGUGACCCGACCUUAGUUCCAUCCUCUUCCAAUUAUGAUUCCAACAAUGAAUCUAGCGCUAGUUCAAAUCGUAUGAGCGUACUUCCUACUUUGUCUCAUAUGUUGGUUUCUCCUGAUUUUGAAGAAUACGGCAACAAUAAAUCUGAGAAAUACAUCCCUCCUCUGUCGACUAAUCGCACUCGAGGAGAAAAUAAGGCUCCAUCUGUAAAGCCACCUAGUGCCUCUCGCUUGUCAUCUUCCGUUCCCUCACGUACUUCACCUAUCACCAAGCGUCCAUCGCCUUCAGAGUCUUCUCACUCAACCCAUGGCUCUUCUCGUUUAGCACAGGUGCCGAACGAACAUGCUAAUGGUCGUAGUGACUCUGCUUCAUUGCAUCCACCAGCUGAUCCCAAGCUGUAUACCCCCCAGCCUUCAACUACAUACACUCAAUCUCCUAACGUUAUACAGCCCAAGGGAAGUAAGAAACCUGCUGGUUUAACAAGAUUAAAAACCGAUACAGUAGAAGGAUCUUCUUCAACAAUCCCAGCACGAGAUCUCUCGGCAUCUACUAAACCUGGCGAACCUGCCGUGAUAAGCCCCUUGAAUUCGGCUUCCUCAGGACAUCUGCCAACUCUUACCUCACAAAAAUCACCUUCUCUUGACAAUGCUAAGAGCCCUUCGAGUACAAAGAAACCUCUCGUCCAAAAAAUGCUAUCUGCUACAAACGUCAAGUCUUCAUCCGAUAACGGGCAAAAAACAUCAAAUUUGAAAAUUUCUACUCCCACUUCACUGUCUUCUUCGGUUUCAGAUGUUCCUAAUUCUGCGCCCUUAGGAAAGGAACCAAUUGGGAAACGAAAGUCGAAACGCGAUAUCUUUGGAAGACAGAAAAUUUUACCUACUGGUAUCAGUGAAGGACUUACAGAUAUUCCAGUUAAGGAAGCGAUGAAGACUGCUGACUGCCAUGGUUGGAUGCGUAAACGAAGCGAUCGUUAUGGUGUAUGGAAGGCGAGGUAUUUCGUUUUGAAGGGUACUAGACUUUCUUAUUACCACUCUUUGAAUGAUACUUCUGAAAAAGGAUUGAUUGACAUAACUUCUCACCGUGUUUGCAAAGUUGAAGAUUUGGUUUUAAGUGGUGGUAAAACCGCUAUUAAAUUGGCACCACCGGCACCCGGUGCGGCAAAGGCUGCUGUAAUGUUUACACCUCCAAAAGUACAUUACUUUAUCUGUGAAAGUAAGGAUGAUAUUAAUCGAUGGUCAUCUGCAUUCUUGAAGGCUACGGUAGAGCGCGAUAUGUCGGUCCCUGUAUUAACAACAACAAGAAUGCAAACGAUCUCUUUAAAUAAAGCCAAGGAACUUCGUACGCGACCUCCUUCACUAUUGAUGGAUGAACAAGCAGAGCCGGACCUGCCUUCCUCCAUCGGUUUAAAGAAGAAUGCCAAACAAAAGGGUAAAGAACCCGUGAGACAACCUGCUAAGUAA